Molecule: messenger RNA, 1859 nt
Organism: Fukomys damarensis (Damara mole-rat)
Lineage: Eukaryota; Metazoa; Chordata; Mammalia; Rodentia; Bathyergidae
Gene: Atp1b1
Product: ATPase Na+/K+ transporting subunit beta 1
Exons: 6
Coding region: 1-915 (304 amino acids)
Biological process (GO): sodium ion export across plasma membrane; intracellular potassium ion homeostasis; potassium ion import across plasma membrane
Cellular component (GO): sodium:potassium-exchanging ATPase complex
Molecular function (GO): ATPase activator activity
Source: RefSeq, a predicted model, not a curated record
AUGGCCAAGUUCGAUUGUUUCCAAGGUCUCCAUGGACAGGUGCAGCAGUUCAGUAGCUUGCAUCACACCUGUGCCUGUGUUCUCCUCGUAGUUAAGAUCCUCCUGUUCUACGUGAUAUUUUACGGCUGCUUGGCUGGCAUCUUCAUCGGAACCAUCCAGGUGAUGCUGCUGACCAUCAGUGAACUGAAGCCCACCUACCAGGACCGGGUGGCCCCGCCAGGAUUAACGCAGGUUCCUCAGAUCCAAAAGACUGAAAUUUCCUUUCGUCCUGCUGACCCCAAGAGCUUCGAGGCUUAUGUGCUGAACAUAGUGAGGUUCCUGGACAAGUACAAAGAAACGGCCCAGAAGGAUGACAUGAUCUUCGAGGACUGUGGCACUGUUCCCAGUGAACUCAAAGAACGAGGAGACUUUAACCACGAACGGGGAGAGCGAAAAGUCUGCAGGUUCAGGCUUGACUGGCUGGGAAACUGCUCUGGAAUACAGGAUGAAAGUUACGGCUACAAAGAAGGCAAACCCUGCAUCAUCAUAAAGCUCAACCGAGUUCUGGGCUUCAGACCAAAGCCUCCCAAGAAUGAGUCCUUGGAGUCUGUGGAGACGUACACUGGGGCAAGGUACAGCCCGAACGUGCUGCCUGUUCAGUGCACUGGCAAGCGAGAAGAAGAUAAGGAUAAAAUUGGAACUGUGGAGUACUUUGGAAUGGGUGGAUAUGCCGGUUUUCCUCUGCAGUAUUAUCCCUACUAUGGCAAACUCCUGCAGCCCAAGUAUCUGCAGCCCCUGCUGGCUGUACAGUUCACCAACCUCACCAUGGACACCGAAGUUCGCAUUGAGUGUAAGGCGUACGGUGAGAACAUUGGGUACAGUGAGAAAGACCGUUUUCAGGGACGCUUUGAUGUGAAAAUUGAAGUUAAGAGCUGAUCACAAGCACAAAUCCUCCCCACUAGCCAUUUAAUAAGUUAAAAGAUUACGAAAACAAAAACCUACUAGUCUUGAACAAACUGUCAUACGUAUGGGACCUACACUUAAUCUAUAUGCUUUACACUAGCUUUCUGCAUUUAAUAGGUUAGAAUGUAAAUUUAAAGUGUAGCAAUAGCAACAAAAUAUUUAUUCUACUGUAAAUGACAAAAGAAAAAAAUAAAAAUUGAGCCUUGGGACGUGCCCAUUUUUACUGUAAAUUAUGAUUCCAUAACUGACUUGUAGUAAGCAGUGUUUCCAGCCCCUAAGUAUUGCUGCCUUGUGUAUUUUAUUUAGUGUACAGUACUAUAGGUGCAUACUCUGGUCAUUUUUCAAGCCAUGUUUUAUCAUAUCUGUUUUCUACUUUAUGUGAGCAAGGUUUGCUGUCCAAGGUGUAAAUAUUCAAUGGGAAUAAAACUGGCAUGGUACUUUCUUUUUUUUUUCUUUUUUGUUGUUGUUUGGCUCUUUCAAAGAUAAUGGCCCAUCAAUGAGCAAUUUUUAACACACUCCAUAGUCUUUCCCUGUGAUGUUAGGUAUUACUUUUUUUUUCUCCUGGGGCUUGGGGGGUGGGCUGUCAUGGGGGAACUGCCCUUUGAAUUUUAAGUGACACUACAGAAAAACAAAAAAGAUGAUGGGUUGUGUUGUGCUUUGUACUGAAUGCUGUCUUGACAUCUCUUCCCUGGUCCUCCAGUGGGUUCCGAAGCUGUGUCUGAGGUCUGGCUCCACCUGUCACUUUGGAUAAUGACAGGGCUAAUUAGUUUGCUUUGUACAUUUUCUUUUCCUUUUUUCCUUUCUCUGGAGGCAUCACAUGCUGGUGCUGUGUCUUUAUGAAUGUUUUAACCAUUUUCAUGGUGGAAGAAUUUUAUAUUUAUGCAGUUGUACAAUUUUAUUUUUUUCUGCAAGAAAAA